Messenger RNA from Owenia fusiformis, 735 nucleotides. The record is from the annotation of a GenBank genome assembly. NCBI's taxonomy places the organism in Eukaryota, Metazoa, Annelida, Polychaeta, Sabellida, Oweniidae.
CCAACUUGAAAGAGUACUUCCGGUGGACACAUUUUCGAUUUUGACUUUCAAUCUUAUCUUUAUUGCUUAAUAUAUAGUCCAAGGAUGCACCUAACGAAGUAUCUGCAAUAUUUUGUUAGACGUAGGCAUAUACCAGGACAUCUUUUUAAAGGCAAAGUACGCUAUUGGCCUCGAGUGACACAUGAGGCAAAACUGAAAGCUGUGGUAGAUUCACUGAGGGAACAAGACAAUGUUGAUCUGCUUAGUAGGCCUUACAUAACUGAGGAACAAGAGCACAAUUACAUGUAUGAGUCCGGGAAAGUGGCAGAAAGGAUUUUAGCAGAGAAAGAAAAAUGUAAAAGCAACUUUUUCAAACACAGAUCCAUGGAGGAACAUUUAGCACAUUUAAAUCACACUAAAAGCUGGGAAUAGUUGAAGAUUUCAGUAGCUAUAGUAAGGAAUCGUUUAUAGGGCUAUUGUACAUUAAUGUUAUAUUUGUGUGUGUUUCAAUGGAAGAAAUAGUACAGAAAAAUUGAAAUAUUAAUAUUAUGUUUGGGAUUGCAAACCUACUUGUCAAAAUUGAAUGGUGGCCUGUUAUCAUGUGAUAUUUCAACACAUGUUGAAAUAUCAAAUGGCUAAGAUAACAAUAAUGGAGAUGGGCACUGGAGCAGCACCAAUAAUACACAGAAUUUAUAGAAGGCCUCAAUGUUUGAACUUGAGUCCACCCAUGCUGAUAUGUUAAUGUGAACUGAGUCA